Messenger RNA from Aspergillus alliaceus, 1883 nucleotides. Its product is annotated as acyl--CoA ligase. The coding region runs from base 179 to 1753 and encodes 524 amino acids. Gene Ontology annotation, biological process: fatty acid metabolic process. The transcript is spliced from 4 exons. The record is from RefSeq and is a predicted model, not a curated record. Lineage: Eukaryota; Fungi; Ascomycota; Eurotiomycetes; Eurotiales; Aspergillaceae. Gene Ontology annotation, molecular function: medium-chain fatty acid-CoA ligase activity.
GCCAAAAGGAGCUCUCUCUAUCUAGUAUCUACUCCCUGUGGAUGGAAACAAACUAACAGAGUUGUGCAACUUCUUGUUUUUCCACAAAUGAAAAGAUCUACGCUCUUAAUAUCAAUCCCUGAAGCCAAGACAGCAUCCAGUGCUCCAUCCAACUAGCGAACCCACACCCGAGACCACCAUGACUACAUUAGCGCAGUCCUUCUCCUCCCAGAGCGCCGACGUCGCCAUUCUGGUCCCCAAGAGAGAGACCCCCUUGGCCAGAACCUCUCCACAUUCGAAUCCAUCUCCUCUCACCAUCACCUACCAGCAACUGCAUGCUCAUGUGGCUAAAUUCCAAAGUAGAUUGGCCAAGCUGGGCGUCGGUCACGGUUGUGCGGUGUCCUUGGCACUCCCAAACUCGUUCGAAUUCAUUGUCGGGUUUCUCGGCGCAUCCUGGCAGCGAGCCAUUGCCGCUCCGCUGAAUCCUGCCUAUAAGCAGGAAGAGUUUGAGUUUUAUAUUGAUGAUCUUAGUUCGACCUUAGUGCUGAUACCCGAGGGAUCAUAUGCAAAGAAUGGCCCCGCCGUGCGAGCCGGUAGGAAAUACAAUGCUGCAAUUGCAGAGUGCUACUGGAAUGGCACGGAGGUGUUUCUGGAUGUGAAGGAACCUGGAAAGUUGGCGGGAAGUGCGGGUGUGCCCGUUGGACAGGCCCAGCUGGAUGACAUUGCUCUUGUGCUUCACACAAGCGGCACGACCGGUAGGCCCAAAGCCGUUCCACUCACCCACAAGAAUCUCACCACAACUAUGAGGAACAUCCGGGAUACAUACAAAUUGACGCCGCAGGAUCGCACGUAUUUGGUGAUGCCUCUGUUCCAUGUUCAUGGUCUCCUAGCAGCAUUUCUUGCGCCCCUCUACUCCGGCGCGUCCGUCAUCGUGCCUCCAAAAUUCUCGGCCACUGAGUUCUGGUCCGACUUCAUCACCUAUGGUGCGAACUGGUACUCAGCUGUACCUACAAUUCACCAGAUUUUGCUCAAAUCUCCCUUGCCCAGUCCCAUUCCCCCGAUCCGCUUCAUCCGUUCAUGCUCCUCGCCAUUGUCUCCCAAAACUUUCCAGGAUCUGGAGACGACCUUCAACACGCCAGUCCUGGAGGCUUACGCAAUGACAGAAGCCGCUCACCAGAUGACCAGUAACCCUCUCCCGCCAGGAAAGCGCCAGCCCGGCAGUGUCGGCGUUGGACAGGGCGUAGAAAUCAAGAUCCUCGACCAAGAGGGCAAAGAGGUUCCUCAAGGCUCAGAAGCCGAAAUCUGCGUCCGCGGUGAGAAUGUAACCAAGGGGUAUUUGAACAAUCCGUCCGCCAACAAAUCCUCGUUCACCAAGGAUGGUUUCUUCCGCACGGGAGACCAGGGUAAAAAGGAUCCAGACGGCUACGUGAUCAUCACCGGCCGUAUCAAAGAGCUCAUCAACAAGGGAGGAGAGAAGAUCAGUCCCAUUGAGCUGGACAAUACACUCCUACAUCACCCCAAGGUGGGUGAGGCCGUGUGCUUCGCUAUCCCGGACGAGGAGCACUAUGGUGAGGAUAUCGGAGCAGCAGCGGUUCUGAAAAGUAACAAUGCAGCCACCGAGGACGAAUUGAAGUCGUGGAUGGCAGAGAAACUGGCGAAAUUUAAGACUCCCAAGAGAAUCUGGAUCGUCUCGCAAAUCCCUAAAACCGCAACGGGUAAAAUCCAACGCCGCAAGGUUGCAGAGGUGAUGUUGACCCCCAAGGCCAAACUGUAAACAAACUCUUACAACUAUCCCGAUGGUCUGGGGAACAGCCCGUACAUACAUACAUACCCAUGUACAUAUAACACACAUAUAUACUAGAUUGGAAUAUUUACAUAAACCCUUUGCAUAAUCAAACGUAUCA